GUGACACUGACUAUUUGGGGGUACUGAAGAACUUUGGUCAGCUAACCACCACUAGGGGUGAGGGAGAAUAUUGGAACCUGAGAGGCAUAAACCAAACCACAGCACUGGAGCACAAGCCAGAAAAUAAUGAAAGCAAACAACUCUGCCAAAAUGAAAUGUGAUUUUAAUUGUAACCAUGUCUGUUCUGGACUCGCAAAGACUGAGGCAGUAAAGACAAAACUAGAAUUCUCUACCUCGAAUUAUGGGGAAGGGUCUUGUAAAGACUGUGCAAAAGCAUAUCAGAGGCUGUUGCAUAGUGAACUGCAGAAUGCAACCCCCAGAAAUUUUGAUCCCAAAGCUGAAGGAAAACAUGUACAUAACAAAGAAAAUCAGCAAGUAUUAUGCAGGUUUGUUGAAGGGGCCUGUGAAAUGGAGGCAUUAGAAAACAGUAAGCUAAAUGAGGAUAGUGGUUAUUCCUCUAUGUUGAGCAACCAGUACACUGAUCCGACAGAACAUGAUGACAGUAUAUUACUGGCAGGAAAUAUAUAUGGCACACCAAAUCACUCUCUCAUGAAGAACCAAAGCCAAGUACAACUCUGUAAAAAAAACUUGUUACCAGUUACCCAUUUUGAAGAAUUGGUUUGCUCAACUUUGAAAAAAAGUGGUAAAAGAAAUUUGAAAUCAUGGGCUAUUGUGGACAGAAUUGUUUCCCAGGGAAGCCUUGGACUUCAGAAUCUAAUUGGCAAGAAAAUGGGAUUAGAUGGAAUAGACUUUCUUGAUGAACUCUUCCAAAGGGACCUCAGACAUCUGUUAGCAAACAUCUUAAGGCAUCUUGAUGAGAUGGACUUAAUAAAUGUGGCUAAAGUGAGCAAAACAUGGAAGAAAAUUUUAAAAGAAGACAAAUGGGCGUUCCAAGUGUACAAUAGAGCAGUGAAAAGCCUUUCUGAUGGUAGUGUACCGCCCUCAGAACAUACAGUAACAAGGGAAUAUGUACUAUACCGAGCAGCUUUAGCUUCUGUUCAGACAGCAGCUCCUCCAAGCAGUUCAUCCAAAAAAGCAUCCAGAUCCAAAGCAUCCAACCAGAGCAAUCACAAUGUUUCUUACAGCCGACAUAUGGAGUUUUCAGAGGCUGCCAAGACCUUGAAAAAUACCGAAAGCCUUAAGGUUUGCAGCCGCUGUAGCUCACCUGCAAAAUAUAACUCCUAUCUACAGAGGGCAACAUGCAGCCGUGAAAGCUGUGGCUUUGACUUUUGCACCAAGUGCCUGUGCUGCUACCACAAUUCCAGAGACUGUGCAAGUGGCAAACCUGUGAAAUCUAGCUCUAAGCUCGGACUUCUUCCUGGUACAAAAAAAAGCAAGCAGAAUUUGCGGAGAUUAUGAUCUGUUGUGCUAUCAGGGGCAGCUAUUAUAUCCCAGAGGUUAAUUCAGAGGUGGAAGUUAUCCUGAAGAAAAGUGUGGAAGUGCUUCUUGGUAAAUAUUCUAUUUUUAAAAAGAAAAUAAGUUAAAUAUGUCCUAGAUCCAUUCCUAGGCAAUUUUUAAACUUUUUGAGAAUUUUCCGAAAUUUGUCCUUUCCUAAACAUGUUUUUUAUUCAUUUAUAACCUUUAAAAGAAAAUUUUAUAUAUGAAUUAUACAGUAUAUUUUAAAGAAUGUUCUUAACUAUGAACUUAAAAAAAGAGCAAGGUUAACUAGUCAUUUUUGGCGUGCGGUCCUAUAUGUCUGAAACUAGCUUAUUGCGGAGUCUAAAGAAUUAUUUUGAGGACUGAAUUUUGUUUUAAUUAAAUAAUGUUUGAUUUUAUUUCUCCAGAAAAGUCUUUCAAAUGAGUUCACAGUAGAAAUUGGAAAUGGCAUGUGUAUAUGAGGCCCUUUUAUUUUCAGAGAGUUUCAAGACUCUUGGUCUUUAGGGCAUGUGCUUUGUGUUCAAGGCUUUUCCUCAUCAGUCUAAAAUUGGAAUCAGAAGUUAGCCAAAUUUUCAAAACACUAGCAAGUCUAAUGAUUUACCUUAAAUUAAUCUUGGAUUUUACUGGUGUUUCUUCAUUCCUCCCCUGUUUUGUGUGAUCAAGGAGCUAUGGACUGACAUAGCACUCUUGCCAUACUGACUCCAUCCCAAAAAGGAAAAAAAAAAUAUAGUGUCACAAAAUAGCUAGAGAACUGGGUUGUCGCUUUUCUGCAAACUAUAUGUUAAAUUUUAGGUUUUUUGUAUAUAUUUGUAAAUAUUACUUUAAAUAUUUGUCCGUGUCCCUUUCAUACUGUAAAUGUGAAAAUAAAUUAAAAUGUUUUCAACAGAAGUAAUGUAG
This is a messenger RNA of Pelodiscus sinensis (Chinese soft-shelled turtle), 2274 nucleotides long. RefSeq names its product F-box protein 5 (gene FBXO5). Gene Ontology annotation, biological process: negative regulation of meiotic nuclear division; regulation of mitotic nuclear division. The record is from RefSeq and is a predicted model, not a curated record. Gene Ontology annotation, cellular component: nucleus. Lineage: Eukaryota; Metazoa; Chordata; Testudines; Trionychidae. Gene Ontology annotation, molecular function: protein binding.